Molecule: messenger RNA, 663 nt
Organism: Aspergillus luchuensis
Lineage: Eukaryota; Fungi; Ascomycota; Eurotiomycetes; Eurotiales; Aspergillaceae
Exons: 2
Coding region: 1-663 (220 amino acids)
Source: RefSeq, a predicted model, not a curated record
AUGGACAGGACUGCCCAAUGGCACCAGCAGAGCCGGACUCCCAUCAUCUCUGAGCCUUAUGUCCCUGCCACCACGUCUAUGCCCUCAACUCAAACACCGUACCUGGCCGUCACCCAACCGCACAAUGCCAUGUCGGUUGGUGCCCUCGUGGCGCCUGCCAUCCACCCUGACCUCUCCAAUGACUGCGGCUUGAUGUGGAAUAGUGUCGAAAUUACAUCUGGACACCAGACUCCUUUGUACCAAGGCCCCCAUCAGAUUCACGAGUCCGUAGAAGACAGUCGGUACUACGCUACCCCGGAAACGUGCCCGUCUCCUCUCUCGGAUGGCACUUCCCUAUCAGUGCACUCUCACUCCCGUUCGUCUGUCGUCUCCACACCGGUUACGGUCGCUGAGCCGUAUCCCGAGAGCCUCAUGGAACCCGACCUGACUUCCUCGCCAAUGUCCAUGCAGUCGAAUAUGCGCUGCUGGGAACAGCCAGACACCAGCCUUCCGUCCCUAAGCAUGAUGCCCCUUCCUCUCACCGAAAACCUCCUUCAUCCGUCUAUCCACUGCCACUAUCCAUCGCCCAGCUGGUCAGCGAGCCCAAGCCUGACCUACGAGGAACACGCCCUCCCUCCCUCCUCGUACCCACCCGCAAUGAACUGGAAGUCAUGGGCGAUAUGA